Molecule: messenger RNA, 1476 nt
Organism: Phaeoacremonium minimum UCRPA7
Lineage: Eukaryota; Fungi; Ascomycota; Sordariomycetes; Togniniales; Togniniaceae
Product: putative purine-cytosine permease fcy22 protein
Exons: 3
Coding region: 1-1476 (491 amino acids)
Biological process (GO): transmembrane transport
Cellular component (GO): plasma membrane
Molecular function (GO): transmembrane transporter activity
Source: RefSeq, a predicted model, not a curated record
AUGGGUUCGACGCAAGAGAUUAAAGUCUUACCAGAAGACACCACCGAUGCUUUCCAUGUACCUUCGGUUGGUGGAUUUUUCUGGGAGAAAUUGUCUGGUGCUGGCGUCGAGAUGAGAGGAGCCGAGCCAGUUCCUGUUGAGAAGCGAACCGACACUCGCUAUGUCAAUGUCUUUACGGUUUUCGCAACUUCAAUGACCAGUUUGCUGCCAAUUGGCAUUGGGAGCGCAACAACUCUAGGUUUCGGCAUGUCGUUGAGGGAUGCGGCGCUGAUGCUCAUCUUCUUGCAAUUCCUAUUCGGAAUACCCGCAGCCUAUGUCAUCACUCUUGCACCGUUGACCGGGAUGCGCCAGAUGAUUCAGUCUCGUUAUUGCUUCGGAAAAUAUUGCAACAUGCUUACAUCGGUCAUUGUCACACUCACCGUCGGAGGUUUCGGUGUCACGGGUAGCAUCAACGGAGCGCAAUGCCUCGCCGCUGUCAAGCCUGGCACACUUCCAGUCGAGGGCGGCAUUGCUAUCAUCAUGAUUAUCAGCUUGGUUAUUGGCUUUAUGGGGUACCGUGUUCUCCAUCUUUUCACCCGUUGGGCUUGGAUCCCAACUUUAAUCGCCAUUAUCAUCCUAGUCGGCUCGGCAGGAGACCAGCUUUGGCAACAGACCCCUGCCCGCGAUCAGUCUGCAAAGGGAUAUAUGGCCAUGGUGGCAUUUUGUGCUGGUAAUAUGAUUACUUGGGCAAAUGUCGCUGGUGACUAUGCCUGCUACAUGCCACCAACAGCUCCACGCCUCCGAAUCGGCCUAUACUGUCUAUUUGGGAUUGCCCUCCCAUUUUGCCUUCUGAUGAUUCUGGGUGCUGCAAUAGGCGGAGCGGUGUUCAGUAUUCCUGCGUGGACGGCUGCAUAUAAGCUUCAUGGAAUCGGUGGCGUCAUUGGAACUAUUCUGGUCACUCGACUAGGCGAUUUCGGUCGCUUUAUCCUGGUCAUUCUUGGUGUUUCAGUGUUGGCUACGUGUGCCCGGGAUGUCUACACCAUUUCCUUCAAUCUGCCUGCUCUUGCACCAAUCUUGAAGAAGGUACCUCGUGUCAUCCUUGCGGUCUUGGCCACUGCUGCGAUCAUUGGAGUUGCUAUCCCCGCGUCGAAGUCGUUCGUUUCUGCCAUCACAGGCUUUCUGAGCAUUAUCGGCUAUUAUGCCGGUGCGUCAGUGACUUGCUUCCUGACCGAGUUCAUUGUUUUCCGCAAAGCAGACUAUCGCAGCUUCGACCCUCUGAUCUGGAACGAUGGGAGGAAGCUACCUACAGGCCUCAGCGCCCUUGCAUCGGUGUUGAUUGCCUGGGCAUUUAUCAUACCGUCGAUGAAUCACACCUGGUUUGUUGGGCCUAUCGCGAAGAAAACGGGAGAUUUGGGUUUUGAGUUUGCGGUGGUGGUAGCCUUAUUGGCGUACAUUCCCAUCAGAAGUCUCGAGAUCAAGAUUAGGGGCCGGCUAUGA